UGUGCACGGUAUUGCAUGACUACGAAAGUUAGUGUUGUAUUCUUACGUAUUGACCCUGAAUGACGGCCUAAAGUAAGCACUGUUUCCCUCUAUAUUAGUCAGUGUUAAUGAGAUUAUAGUAAGUUUUCCAUUUAGUCCAGGUUAGAGGUACAUAUACACAGGUGACAACUGACAAGACAAUUUUCUGAAACAACAAACUUAGCUUGGCGACAAGACGGCGCUAGCCCAGCUGGAAGUUGAGUAUCGUCUGGCGCUUAGAAGAUAUCUUUAGUUUAGCAUCAUGGACCAGGACUCGUUUUAUGCCGACGUUAACAUAAUGCCAAAUGAACGUCCUUACGAGCCUUACAAGUUCCUCAAACCCGCACGAGUUCCGAUGAUCAAAGUUGAAUGUGUCUAUGGCUAUCAAGAUUCUAAUGUGAUGAGCCGCUUCGAUGUUCUGUAUAAAACCAACGUUGUAAAUAAUGACUGCGGCGAACCACCAGCGCCAUCUAGAGCAUAUGAUUCGAUACAGAAGGUGCCAUCAAUGAGUGAUUUGUCAGAAGAAUCAACAGAUUUUCCGGUCCAAGUCCCACCCCUAACCCCAAUAACCAAUCAGAAGAUGACCCAAGCUCUAACUGCUAGCUUUAGCAACUGGGAACGAGAAACACAGAAAUUACACAUACCCAAAGACCCUUGUUUGUGGAGUGAAAUUAACGUCUCUCAAUGGCUGGACUGGGCAGUCAGAGAGUUUAGCCUGGAAGGGGUCAAUCCAGCUAAGUUUAAGAUGACUGGCAGUGAGAUGUGCAGUCUUUCCAAGGACGCUUUCCUUACUAGGACGCCUCCGUUCGUGGGUGAUAUCUUAUUGGAGCAUCUGGAUAUGUUGCAGAGAGACGGGGACAAGGAGCGGACCUCUCUAUACGAAUCAGUUUGUGUGCCUGAAUUUGACGAACUUCAACAAAGAACCGGAUUCCAGCAGCCGGAAAAAACAUUUGUGACUGGUAUGAACGGUGUGACGUCACGGCAACCCUACCUAGAGAGUGGAUUCAACCAUGUUUCUGAUUCGUUACACACGUUAAACGAAAUGAACCCUGAAGAGUUUGGGAUGUCUCGUUUUGAAGACAAUCAAGAGUAUGGACUUGAAUCCAAUACCCCAAACACCAGCUAUUUGGAAGGAAGUCCAGAGUUUUACCCAUCUGCUCCAGCACCGUCUAUGUUCCACGAGGUCAAAUAUCAACCAAAUUUCCAAAACAAAAACUUCAACAGAGUUCGGUAUCACCAAGAGAUGGCGCUUCCAGAUAGGUAUAAUACACCCCAACAGUAUGAACCACCAUUUCAAACUGUUCCAGGAUCAUUGGCUAACCCAAGUGACCAAUGGCUCUCCGAAAUGACUGGGCAUCAUUCUCAUCACCCAGGCUUCAAUAGGUUGCCACCACGUGAUUCCCACGCUCAACUUAAUCAUGUCAAUCCUAUGCAGAGUCAACAUCUUAAUCAGACGCCAGAACAGAGCCCCCUGUUGGGAAGUGACAGCAAACCCUUUGUUCAAGCCGCCGCUCUAGCAGGUUACUCCGGAAGUGGACCUAUUCAGUUGUGGCAGUUUCUACUAGAGCUCCUGACGGAUAAAACCUGCCAGAACUUCAUUAGUUGGACUGGAAACGAGUGGGAAUUUAAGUUGACCGAUCCGGACGAAGUUGCUCGUCGCUGGGGCAUCAGGAAAAACAAGCCAAAGAUGAACUACGAAAAGCUCAGUCGAGGCCUAAGAUAUUACUACGACAAGAACAUUAUCCACAAAACAGCUGGGAAGCGAUAUGUCUACAGGUUUGUUUGCGAUCUGCACAGUCUACUCGGUUACUCCCCUGAAGAGCUACACACCAUGGUGGAUUUUAAGCCUCAUAAGAAAGAAGACGAAUAAAUAUUCCCCGCGUGUUGGAUCUGGUGAAGGAUUUUACUGUAGUGACAGGGAUUUAUAUAGAAAAGAUGUUGGACGGAUACUCAAUCAGACUUUGGAAGGCCAGAGCAAAAGUCUAAAUUUGACAAACGAUAUUAGGCUUAACUUUAUGUUGCCCGCUUCCCUUUGUUGACCAGGAUAACUUUAUAUUCCAGCCUUUUUUGAGCACGUAAUAGAAAUUCGGAAGCCAGAAAAGUGUGUGUACAUAUAUUUCACUACAAAUAUAUAUUCAAAGCGUGAAUGGUGGUUGCUGCCUUACAAAAACACAUAAACAAACAUAAAUAUUGUUUCAAACGUCAUGUUUAAAUCGGGAAAGCGAACAUGUAAUACACGUGGUCGUGGGUUACUACAUGUAGUUGAAAGCUGUGUUUUUUUGUUGCUAUGUGCUUCACACUUUUUAUACACACGUGCCUUAUAUACGAAACAUUGUAUUGUAGCAGUUGUCAUUGUAUGUAGUAUUUUACGUAGCUCAUCCAAAUGGAACUCACAGACGUUAAACCCGUUUAAGACCGCGCUUUCAGGCCAAUGUCGAAAACGUAUCAAAGACUGUAAAUUAGGUCCAAAGGUUGAAGGUUUGUUAUGAAAUAUAUAUAUUCUUAAUUUGUAUAACUUUUUAGAAGACAUUUCUUCACAUGAUAUUUACACCCAUGUUAACGUUAUGCUCUCCCUGAAUGUUAACAAUAGUUUCUUUACACCCAGGUUAACGUUAUGCUCUCCCUGAAUGUGCUUUACAUCCAGGUUAACGAUAUGCUCUCCCUGAAUAUUAACAAUAGUUGCUUUACACCCAGGUUAACGUUAUGCUCUCCCUGAAUGUUAACAACAGUUGCUUUAUAACCCAGGUUAACGUUUUCCUGUCACUGAAUGUUAACAAUAGUUUCUUUAUAACCCAUGUUAACGUUAUGCUCUCCCUGAAUGUUAACAAUAGUUUCUUUAUAACCCAUGUUAACAUUCUCCUGUCACUGAAUGUUAACAACAGUUGCUUUACACCCAGGUUAACGAUAUGCUCUCCCUGAAUGUUAACAAUAGUUUUUUUAUAACCAAUGUUAACGUUUUCCUGUCACUGAAUGUUAACAACAGUUUCUCUAUAACCCAUGUUAACGUUUUCCUGUCACUGAAUGUUAACAAUAGUUACUUUCCAUUGGAAGAUGUUUCUGUCUUCAUUUAAAAGAAAUGAACAUUCUAGACGGAUGCCGAGCACAGUUCGUCACUAAUAAGAACGACUUAAUCCGUUAAAAACGCUAACGGUAAACACUACAGCAUAAAUAAGAACGACUUAAUCCGUUAAAAACUAACGGUAAACACUACAGCAUAAAUAAAAACGACUUAAUCCGUUAAAAAACUCUAACGGUAAACACUACAGCAUAAAUAAAAACGACUUAAUCCGUUAAAAAACUCUAACGGUAAUAAAAUAAAAACGACUUAAUCCGUUAAAAAACUCUAACGGUAAUAAAAUAAAAACGAUUUAAUCCACAGCUUUCAGUGUACUUCAUCAUUUUACACAUAUGUUUCACCAUAUCCUUAUGUAGUUACGAAACAGUCUAAUAAAACAAAAAAUGUCAAACUAUUACAGUUCCAUAUUAGUGGCAGAAAUCCCCACUUGUUUGAAAUAGAUCAGGGAAACUCAAAGUCUCUUUAGUUUAUCUGACGAAGUUGCACUGACUCGAUGUUGCAAACACACGUGUUGAUUUAAGGUUUUUAGAAUAGAGACAGUUCUGAGUAGUAUCGUUAAAACACGAUUAUAUUGAUAACUCCGACAUCAAUCUCAGAAUCUUCUUUUCAACAGAUUAUUCAUUUUAACUACGUUUUAUUGGGGAAAUCCUAAGUUAUCCAAUCGAAUUCCAAGCCAAUCACCAUCCGAGAAGCAAUUUAGCCAAUCAAUACUUUCGUUUUAACUACGUUUUAUUGGGAAAAUCCUAAGUUAUCCAAUCGAAUUCCAAGCUAAUCACCAUCCGAGAAACGAUUUAGCCAAUCAAUACUUUCCUUUUAACUACGUUUUAUUGGGAAAAUCCUAAGUUAUCCAAUCGAAUCCAAGCUAAUCACCAUCCGAGAAACGAUUUAGCCAAUCAAUACUUUCCUUUUAACUAAGUUUUAUUGGGAAAAUCCUAAGUUAUCCAAUCGAAUCCAAGCUAAUCACCAUCCGAGAAGCGAUUUAGCCAAUCAAAUCUGAAGUCUGGUCUUAAGUGUUCUUACUUUAGAACUAGGACUAGAACCAAAAAAAAAAA
Limulus polyphemus (Atlantic horseshoe crab) is the source of this 4146-nucleotide messenger RNA. Its product is annotated as protein c-ets-1-A-like. Lineage: Eukaryota; Metazoa; Arthropoda; Merostomata; Xiphosura; Limulidae. The record is from RefSeq and is a predicted model, not a curated record. The transcript has 10 exons. Gene Ontology annotation, cellular component: nucleus. Gene Ontology annotation, biological process: regulation of transcription by RNA polymerase II; cell differentiation. The coding region runs from base 281 to 1888 and encodes 535 amino acids. Gene Ontology annotation, molecular function: DNA-binding transcription factor activity, RNA polymerase II-specific; sequence-specific DNA binding.